This is a messenger RNA of Pteropus alecto (black flying fox), 4738 nucleotides long. It is a transcript of the gene PPEF1, whose product is annotated as protein phosphatase with EF-hand domain 1. The record is from RefSeq and is a predicted model, not a curated record. The coding region runs from base 2384 to 4333 and encodes 649 amino acids. Gene Ontology annotation, cellular component: nucleus; cytosol. Gene Ontology annotation, biological process: detection of stimulus involved in sensory perception. The transcript has 24 exons. NCBI's taxonomy places the organism in Eukaryota, Metazoa, Chordata, Mammalia, Chiroptera, Pteropodidae. Gene Ontology annotation, molecular function: manganese ion binding; protein serine/threonine phosphatase activity; protein binding.
GUUGCCGGCCUUGCCAGCACGCCGCAUUCGUCACUCUUGCGACCAGGGUUUCCCCCUGGCUGAGAGAGCCGCCCCGCUUAUCACGCGUCCUCAAACUUUUCCAAUGCCGGGGCGUUGGCGAGGCCGGCCCAGCGGGCGAAAGCGGACCGUGUCCCCGGCACGGCCCCUUCUGGUGGGUUCCCUCAGCUAUUGAGGGACCCGCGUUUUCCUCAUUUUCCUCAUUUUUCUCAUGGGCACACUCAGCUGGUUCCGGCGGCAUUGGAGGCCUUGAGUCCGGAGCAAGGCGGACAGGAACACCAGUUGGAGCCAAAGAUUAAGGCAGCGCGGGGUCUGGGGUGGGUUGGGGAGGGUCAUUUUUAUAGUGGCAUUUAUUUUGCCAGGGUUGGAAGAGGCCGCUGGUGAGUCGGCCUCUUGCCCCAGAACAAACAGGCUCUUACUGCUCCCCUGAACUUUUCCACAGCCUUUUCCCGCUCUGCAAGCCCGAAAGGGGCUGAACAUUGCAGGACUUUUGUUUGCUCUUACUUGCCUAGGGCUAGGGUAGGGUUGAGGGGCGGGGUAGACAAACCACCCCUUAAGGCUGGGGUUGGGGGUGUGAAGCAGGACCUGCCACAAGAUUUGAGGGACCCAGUGUAAAACGAAUAUGUCAGGUCGCUUGUUCAUAAGUUAAGAAUUCCAUUACGGUAGCCCCAGAGCAUUAAACCCAGUACGAAACCUUGCGAUUGCACAGGUCGAGGCCCGUGAAUCUGCCACUGUGCUUCCAGGAUUGUGGUCCCGGUACGGUGCUGGGACCCUCCAUUACUAAGGGCACCUGUAUGGUCUCCUCGGUUUUCAUUGUUCCCCAUGUACACUCCAUGUAGAAAGGAAGCUGGUGAACCUCCGAUGCAUGCAAUAGGAGUUUCUGCCUUUACUGAAAAACUCUUGCUCCUUUUCUCCAUUCUGACAAGGAGGGAGACUUUUGUUCCACUCUCUACUACCUUGGAGGUAUAGUCACAGUCUUUAUAAUUAGUAAACUGCAAUAUGGUUUACAAAGUAUUUUGAUAUACAUUCCUGUAAGGUAGGCAUAGUAAAUAUUACUAUCUCCAUUUUGCAGCUGAAGAAGUGGAAGCUGAAGAUAUUGAAUGCCUUGCCUGAGACCAUUCUGCUGUGAAAUCCUCAAAACCAGGAACCAAGAGCCUGUGGAAGCAACUGUUGAUGAUUUUCACCUUGAAACCACCAGUCUUGGAUAGUGUCUCAGGUGGCCACAGUUUUGCCUGGCACUUCAGUCUGUUCAGUCAGAUUUAUGAGGCCUGUCACCCCCAGAUGCAGCUCUGAGUGGUGCUGUGGCUCCAGCGCUGUUCAAAGCAGGCCACUGGGUGUGCUGGCCCAAGGGCCUCCUGGGAGGGGCCCAACUGCAGGCUAAGUUCAGCCACAGCCUGUGCACCUCCAGGACCACCUGGUCAGAGUCACCAAGCAAUCCACAGACGGCUGCCACCCAUGCUGGGCUUAUAGGUACCUCGAGAGGCCAAACCAGAAACCGAGACCAGCUGCCUCAGUAAGAGGUUGAUGGCAACUCAGAUAUGGUGGCCACCUGCAUCAACAAAGGCACAAUGGAUACUGCCAGCCCUUCUGUCUGGGAGAAAGCCACCCCUCCAGCCCUCGCCCUGAAGCUCGACAGCUCAGUUCUUCCCCGUGUGUCCCUGGCACUCCUCUAGCCGCUGCCCCGGUGCUGGAGCUCAGAGCGAUAUCAGAAGGAAUCUUGUGGUUGCAAGUGACAGAGGAUUCAGCUCAAACCGAAUUAGCAAAACCAGUCUCAAAUGAAUCUGACUUGAAAAUUCCAAAGAUGAGGCUGAGGAGUCCUCUUCAAGACCUGUAAGUGUGAGGAUGAUUGUGUCCUGAGCAUGGAGGUUAGGCAGAAAGAUUCAGCCACCAGCUAGAAGUUUAUUUUCCUUGAGCCCAUGUGGAACUGACAACUUGGAAGCUUCUGCAGAAGGAAAAUAAGAAGGAAUUACAUCGCCCUGCCAUUGACUCAUGCUAGAUGUCAAACUGAGAUACAUGCACAACAUAAGCACAUAGAAGCUAAAGGAACAGAUUGUGGCAAUAUUUAAAAAUAUCACAACUCUCUAACCAAGAAGCAGUCCUGAUAAGCAGAUUUGGAAUUCAUACAAAGCACACAUAACUCUGAAAAUCUGAAUUGUACAUUGCCAAGGAGAGGAGAACACAUCUCUGCUCAGCUGGAAGAAAGCCAGAGAAUAUCUGAAUAGAGGUUGGAACCUUCAUUUUGCAAACAUACAAGGAUCUAUGAAGUGGUUCAGCUAGGAGUGAUUCCCCACAGCAUAAAGAGAGGCACUGUUCACGCUGUUUUGGAAUGAGAAAUUGACUCGUGAACACACACAAUCUAGAAGACAUGGGCUGUAAUACUUCAUCUUCAACGAGAACCAAGAGAUCUGAGAAUGUCCUAAGAGCUGCAUUGAUCAUCCAGAACUGGUACCGAGGUUACAGAGCUCGUCUGAAGACCAGACAACGCUAUGCCCUCACCAUCUUUCAGUCCCUCGAAUAUGCCGAUGAACAAGGCCAAUUGCAGCUAUCAAAUUUCUUUACUUUCAUGUUGGAAAACUACACACAUAUACAUGAGAGAGACCCAGAAUUCGUAAAUCGACUGUUUGGCUACGCCUUCCAGGACAAGGGUAGACAGGAAUGUGUGGGGCUGGUAGAUGUCCCAGACUCCUAUACUGGUCCUCGUCUGCAAUUUCCUCUCACUUUUGGUGAUCUUGGUUUACUUAUUGAGGCCUUCAAGAGACAACAGAUACUGCAUGCUCGUUAUGUCUUAGAGGUGCUAUUUGAAACCAAGAAAAACCUCAGGAACUUGCCAAAUUUCACUCACGUAAAAUCUUCUCCCGCCAAAGACAUAACAAUCUGCGGUGAUUUGCAUGGGAAACUGGAUGAUCUCUUUUUGAUCUUCUAUAAGAAUGGUCUCCCCUCAGAAACCAACGCAUAUAUCUUUAAUGGUGAUUUCGUAGAUCGAGGGAAAAAUUCCAUAGAGAUCCUAAUGAUCCUGUUUGUGAGUUAUCUUAUCUACCCCAAUAGCCUGCAUUUGAACAGAGGGAACCAUGAAGACUUUUUGAUGAAUAUGAGGUAUGGCUUCACAAAAGAAAUCUUGCAUAAAUAUAAGCUACAUGGAAAAAAAAUCUUACAACUCUUGGAAGAACUCUAUGCCUGGCUCCCAAUCGGUGCAAUUGUUGACAAUGAAGUCCUGGUCAUACAUGGUGGGAUAUCGGAAUCCACAGACUUGAAUUUACUUUACAAUAUAAAAAGAAACAAAAUGAAAUCUGUGCUGAUGCCACCAACUCCAGUAGAUGAAAGCCAUGUUAUUGAUGGGAAGAAAAAUAAAAUAGGCACGGCUCGAGGAACCAAAUUAACUACAUCCUUUUCUGAACAGUUGGCAAAGCAUGAAUGGGAACAGGUUAUCGAUAUUCUGUGGAGUGAUCCCAGAAGCAAAAGAGGCUGUUAUCCAAAUACAUGCCGAGGAGGGGGCUGCUAUUUUGGACCAGAUAUUACCUCUAAGAUCCUUAAUAAAUACCAGUUGAAGAUGAUUAUUAGGUCUCAUGAAUGUAAGCCCGAAGGGUAUGAAGUCUGCCAUGACGGGAAGGUUAUUACUGUAUUUUCUGCUUCUAACUAUUAUGAAGAAGGCAGUAAUCGAGGUGCUUACGUGAAGCUGGAUUUUGGUUUGGUCCCUCGCUUUUUUCAGUACCAAGUAACCAAAGCAACGUGCUUGAGGCCUCUUUACCAAAGGGUAACUACUAUGGAAAGUAGUGCCAUCAGGAUAUUAAAAGAGAGAAUGAUUUCACGGAAAAGUGACCUUAUUCAUGCUUUCCAACUUCAAGACCGCAAUAAAUCAGGAAAACUUCCUAUGGGCCAGUGGGCUUUUUCCAUGGAGAACGUUUUGGGGCUGAACUUACCAUGGAGAUCCCUGAGAACUCGUUUGGUCACCACAGACAAAGAUGGAAAUAUUGACUACAUGUCCUGCUUUGAUGAUAUGCACAUUCAGAAGCCUGUGCAAGAGGUUCAGUCUGCUCUAAUUGAAACUCUGUAUAGAUACCGAUCUGACCUGCAUAUCAUCUUUAAUGUCAUUGACUCCGAUCACUCAGGUCUGAUCUCCAUGGAAGAAUUUCAGUCCAUGUGGAAUCUUUUCAAUAGUCACUACAAUAUUUGUAUUGAUGAAUCCCAAGUUGAAGAGCUUGCUAGAAGAAUGGACUUAAACAAAGAUGGAAGCAUCGACUUUAAUGAGUUUUUGAAGGCUUUCUAUGUGGUGCAUAAAUUAGAUCAUCUGAACAAAUCAGACACCAAGCAUGUGUAACAAGAAUUAGGGCUUUCUCUCCUUGUAAACAGCCAGUGACACAAUCUUUUCCAGGACCCUCGCAAUUCAUAGCCAGUAGUAGAGAAAAGUAUACCCCAAUUUAUGCCAUAAACAGAUGUAUAGUGUGGGUAUUAGAAGUCCCUAGUAAGGUGUUAUUCGUAAGACUAGGCUAAAUGUCAGCUGAUAGAUUUGGUUCCAGUGAUUCGGACCCACACAUUUCUAUGUAGAAAAUGGAUUUGAGCCUAGUGUUGGUCUCAGAUGCCACCUAACCAGGAGAUCAGAGAAGUUUGGAAACAUACUGAAAGGAACCCACAGAGCAUCAAAGAAAAACAUAACAUCUGUGAGUGGCUGAGGGAUAGGAAGAGGAAUACCAAACUACUACUAGAAUAAAAUACUUGCACCUUU